Phalacrocorax carbo (great cormorant) is the source of this 8357-nucleotide messenger RNA. NCBI's taxonomy places the organism in Eukaryota, Metazoa, Chordata, Aves, Suliformes, Phalacrocoracidae. The record is from RefSeq and is a predicted model, not a curated record.
UAAAACUCCUGCACUUCAAACUUGAAGCAGUCUGCAGUCAGAAACUUUGGUGUUUUAAUAGUCCAAGAUAUCAGAACCUCUUCAGUCACAACUGACAGCUGUGCAAGAGGACAUCCUUGAUCCUUCAAGCCAGGCUUCAGUUUCCCUUGACUCCUCCUUUUAGUCUUUGAGCAUUGCCCGUUACCCAGUUAUAACUGCUGUUACAAAUCAUAACUGUUUUGUGUGCAGAUGGGUGAAAUAGAUAAAGUUGUAAUUGUGGCCUUAUAGUAAAAAGGCUUAUUUACACUACUGUUAUCAAAAUCAGUAUGCUCUCUCCCAGCCUCAGAAGUCAGUCUUGCAGUUGACUAGUGUGAAAAAUACUAGUAGAAACAGUGAACUUUUUAGGCAGGCAGCACCAGUAUUUUUAUUACCAUUUUGUACAACUACAGUUAAGCAAGACAACUGUAAACACUACAUUCUAUUUUAUAGUACAGGCUUCACGGACGUUUCCAGAAUCUCUUUGUAGUCUCAGUUUCUGAAUCCUGAAUUCUGAAGUUUAAUUGUGUGCCUGUAUAUAGUGUAAUUGAAACUUUAUUAGACUGGAACGAAGCCAAAUGGAUAUUCCAUCUUCAGUAGUUUGCUUAAGAUGGCUUGAAUGAUAUCUGUCUGUCUUGGUGUAUAUUCUUAGUGAAAAAUGGUCUGUUUCUGAGCUGAAUUCAUACAGGGUUUUUUACUUUUUUUUUCUUGAUAGACCUGAAAAUAAAGAUGUAAGACUGGAUGUCUAUCUGGUGCUUUCCUCAUCAUACACUAUCCCUAUUGCCCACUUAUUAUGUGUGAGCUAAGCUGAAAAAUUCCCUGUGCUGUCAGUUUGAAGUUGAAGAUGUGCAGCAUGCAGCAUCUUGUGUAUUUUAGUCUCCGGAGUUCAUCUCUGCUUUUUUGCAAAUUUAGCCUCUCUCCUAAAUAAUCACAAUUUUGUUUUGGUCGCUAAAGGUUGCAGUCUGCCUUGCUUGUUUAACAAAUGCCCGAAGUUCCAAACGGGGGGGAAAAAAACCCCUUUUUUUAAAAAUAAAAAUUCAAGUAGUAGUUGUGGCUUCAAGAUUCUUGAUUUCCCUCUAUUUUUGGCCAAAAGGCAUUAAUUCAUUAGUACAUUAAAGUAUCCUUUAACCUCUGUAGAAAAUCUUACGUUUGGAAUUUUUGUAACCAGUUUCAGUAUUCCCAAAUCUUUAGUAAUAUUUUCCUGCUGUGGUGUGAGAUGUUUUUUAUGUAAAGCAUCCUCUUGUGGGUCCUUGUAGUUGUGAAAUAGGCACUUGUGCUCUAUUUCCUGCCAUCAUGCGUUUGGCUCUGGGCUCUCAGAAAGGAGCAGUCACCUUUGUGCUAAAAGUCCCAUCGCUGCUCUGUGGUUUUCCUGUUGUGUUUAUGAAUGUUAUGGUAUUACUCUGGUAAGAGCAUCAGAAGCCGUUGUCCCCUAAUGUUACAGUUCUUUUAUCUUCACUUUGCUGGAAUGUGGGCCUGGAAAGAUUGAGGUACUGCCAAAAUGUGAAGGAACCUCUGCCUUCCUAAUUGAAAUUACUAAAUAGAUGGGCAGAUACUGUUUGCUGGUCAUGACUAAUACCAAAAAUGUACUUGCAGCUCAGAAAAAAGAAAAUAUAAAAAGAUAAGACAGUUUUCUUCACAAACUAGAUUAAAAACUGGUUUAUUCAAAUCUAGCAAACGGCAUCAUAGGCUAGUGAAGCUGGAAAUGACAUUUUUCUCAAACUGCUGGAGCUUUAAAGCUUCUCACACUCAUUUUGCAUCAAAAUACUGUUUACUUCAGCAGAAUUUAAUCCUGAUUUAUUUUGGGUAAGCAAGGACAGAACAUAAAGCUACAGUGUUUUCUUUCCUUCUCUUGUCUUUCAAACAAACACCUGCUGUUAAAUAGAUAUUUCAUCUCUUGAGAUACCUGUAGUUUCUUGAAUAUAGUACUGGCAUCAAAGCAUCUGGAGUGUUCAUCUACAGUUCUGGGGAAUGAGAGUUCCUCUAAGCAGGUUCUGUAAUAUUUAUAUGGUUUUGCAAAGUAGGUAAGUCAGCAGAUAGCAGAUCCUAGCUUUAGUAGGAACAUAGAUACAUCAGGAAUAAUUUUCUGUAGAAUCAUCUUAUGAAAGAGAUUUAUAGGAUAUUAUAGAGACAUGGUUUGCCGGUCAGUGUAUUUAGCUUGUGGAAUAUAAUGCUGAAACAACCAGCAUUUCACUGAAUUACUUCUUAAAUCAGGUCUGCUAUGGAAUUUAAAAACUAAUAAUUCAGUAAAUUUUUCAGUAUUAACCAAAGCACUCACACUUUUCAUAAUACACUUGCAGUCUUUCUGGAUUUUCUUCAUCCAGGCAAUAUAUGUCAUGGUACAUAUAUUUAUUAUAUUUUAUGCAAGCAUAAAAAAAAAUAAAAGGGGAAAGAGAACUUAAGUGGAUAAUGCAGGAGAUCUUGCUACAUUAUUUGAAAGCAGAUCUUUAGUAAUGAUUCAUUAUUAUAAGAAAGGAUUGUAAACAAAAAAAAAAAACAAACCCCAAUAUCCCCCACAAACUACCAGUUAAGUCUCCUGAAAUAGAUUUAUUGAGGUGUUUAACCUGUCUAACUUUGAAAUUCCACAUCCUUCCAAAAUAGUUCCACUGGAAAUUGUACCUUUCAGUGCAGUUAGGUACUAGUGAUACCUAAUGAAGUUUUCAAAAUGCUUCUGCAAAAUAGACGGAAAUUAUGGUUUUAUUUUAGGUCCAGUAACUUUUACACUUUGAAAAUCUUUUCUGUACCUGAAGUUACUUUUACCUUCAAAAUAAUGGAACAGUUUGUGACUGUCAGAUGAAAAGUAUCCUUUAGAUGAUAAUCAUUUUAGUGUUUGAAACAUUCAUUAAACUUUUAGCUCUGAAUCAAAUAGCUGAAGAACACAAAGUGGGAUGUACCUUAUUUAAAACCAGCCAGUCAGUCACUGUGAGCUAGCCAGAUGUAGUUGGGAGCCAAACUCCUGGCCUUGUAUUCACUAGUAGUUCAGUAUAGUGGUCUAAGGAAUGUGAUGUAAAAUACCAUCUCAUUCAGAGUGUCUUGAUAUUUCUGUACUGAUCAUAUUUAUCAAAACACUCAGUCAUCUCUUACUGCUGUGGAAGACUGCAGUUGAUACAUUUCUGCUGUAAGGAUGAUGAUCACAUUGGAAGGAAAGCAAGGAUAAUAAGCUCUUGCAGGAAAACUUUUGAAUCUUAACAAACAAAAGUUUAUUGGUUUUGGGAGUUGUAGAUUUUUGGUUGGGUCUGUUUUUUUGUUACAUUCCUAUACGUUUUUUUAAAAAUAGUAGUCUGAAAAAAUCCUGUUGAUAGGAUUUGGGGCCAGGUUAGAAAAAAAAUAUUGAGGUUGUGAUAUUCUCUUGGACUAUUGCAAAAGGCAGAAAGGCAAAAAAUGUGUUUCACAGGAAGAUCGUACCAUGUCGUAAGGCUGGAGUUGGAUGUAAAGCUUCAAAGAAAAUCACUUACCAGGUUCAUGGUAGGCUGUGGUAGAUGUGAUGACUGGUUUCAUGGUGAUUGUGUUGGACUGAGUCUUUCUCAAGCGCAGCAGAUGGGUGAAGAAGAUAAAGAAUACGUGUGUGUGAAAUGCUGUGCUGAAGAAGACAAAAAAAUGGAGUGUGUUGAUCAAAGUAUACCAGAUACUCAAGUGAAACUUGAAAUCCAUAGAGAAGAAAAAACAAUUGAGUGUGAAAAACCAGGAAUGUCGAAGCAAAUGCCUACUUGUAAUCUAAAUGUACCAACUGAAAAAACAAAGCAAACAGAAGACACUGGGAAGCACAAAGUCAAAAUAUUCAGACGGGAAUCUGGUGAUGUGAAGAACUCAUCCGAGUCCAGGGACUUGGAUACUAAAAAAGGCCAGCACGUUCCUGCUCGAAAAGGAUCACAAACUGCUGUAAUUCCUCGGCGGUCCCCUGAAGAUAAAAAUGAAAAAAUAAGCAAAGAGUCUCUUAGUGGUGUUGAAAGGUCAACGAAAUCAGGUGUUCAUGAGAAACAAGAAAUUAAGAAAAAGAAAAAUGAGAAAGGUUCCGUUAGUGCAACGCACCUGCCAGCUGUGCCAGCAUCCAAGCCUUCUGCUGAUCAGAUAAGACAAAGUGUCAAGCAGUCUCUUAAGGAAAUUCUGAUGAAAAGAUUGACAGACUCCAGUUUAAAGAUUCCCGAGGAGAGAGCAGCAAAAGUUGCCACAAAGAUUGAAAGAGAGCUGUUUUCUUUUUUUCGGGACACUGACUCAAAGUAUAAGAACAAAUACAGAAGCUUAAUGUUCAAUCUAAAAGAUCCUAAAAAUAAUAUAUUAUUUAAGAAAGUGCUGAAAGGAGAGGUUACUCCAGACCAUCUAAUAAAAAUGAGCCCAGAAGAACUGGCUUCCAAAGAACUGGCUGCUUGGAGACAGAGAGAAAACAGACAUACAAUUGAAAUGAUUGAGAAAGAACAGAGGGAAGUUGAAAGAAGACCUAUUACAAAAAUUACUCACAAAGGAGAGAUAGAAAUUGAAAGUGAAACACCAAUAAAGGAACAAGAGGAAGUUAUGGAAAUUCAGGAACCUAAUAUGAAGUUGUUUGAGAAGUCAGAGGAAGCUGAAAAAGAUAAAGAAAUAAAUGAAUCUGCAUCUCCAGACACCACAAGUCAACAUAAGAAUCAUCUCUUUGAUCUUAACUGCAAAAUCUGCAUAGGCCGAAUGGCACCACCUACUGAUGAUCUUUCUGCGAAAAAAGUGAAGGUGUCUGUUGGAGUGGCACGGAAGCAGUCAGACAACGAAGCAGAGAGCAUUGCAGACGCCCUUUCUUCAACAUCAAGUAUAUUAGCUUCAGAAAUACUGGAAGAUGAUAAGCAAGACUCAUCAAAAUCAUCGUUCACACCUCUCCCAAAGUCAGAAACACCUGGUACUGUGGAAUGUGAAAGUCUGUUUCUGGCACGCCUGAAUUUCAUCUGGAAGGGUUUUAUCAAUAUGCCUUCAGUGGCAAAGUUUGUUAUUAAGGCUUAUCCCGUUUCUGGCUCUUUUGAGUAUUUAACGGAGGACUUACCUGAUAGUAUUCAAGUAGGUGGCAGGAUAUCUCCUCACACUGUCUGGGAGUAUGUAGAAAAAAUCAAAGCUUCAGGGACCAAGGAGAUCUGCGUGGUCCGCUUUACCCCAGUAACUGAAGAGGAUCAGAUAUCCUAUGCGUUGCUGUUUGCCUAUUUCAGCAGUAGAAAACGCUAUGGUGUAGCGGCCAAUAACAUGAAGCAAGUGAAAGAUUUGUACCUCAUCCCUUUAGGUUCCUCAGAUAAAGUCCCACAUCAUCUUGUGCCUUUUGAUGGGCCUGGGAUUGAAAUACAUCGACCAAAUUUAUUACUGGGAUUGAUAAUUCGCCAGAAAAUGAAGAGGCAGAUUUCUGCUGUUGCAAGUGUUACUAGUAGUUUUGUGGAUGACACUUCUGAAAGUACCUUGAGUAACUUGCCACCAGAGAAGAAAAGCAAGCCAAACAAACCUGAAGUCUCUCAUCAUGAGCUGGCACUAGAAGAGGAAGAGGAAAACGAUUUUUUUAAUUCCUUCACAACUGUGCUACACAAGCAGAGAAAUAAACCUCAGCAGUCUAAUGUAGAAGAUGUUCCAGCAGUUAUUGAACCGUUGGUGGAAAGUACCAAACAUGAACCACCGAAGCCUCUCAGAUUCCUUCCUGGAGUCCUGGUUGGAUGGGAAAACCAGCCUUCUACUCUGGAGCUAGCAAAUAAACCCUUGCCAGUGGAUGACAUUCUCCAAAGCCUGCUGGGUACGACAGGGCAGGUGUACGAACACAGCAAGUCAGAAGCGAAUCCCAGUGAAGACAUACCAUUGUUAAAUGAACAAGCAACCUCAAAAGAAGAAAACAUGGAUGUUGCUGAGGUAACUGCUGAAGUUAGUGAAGCAAAGACCAGUUUGGAUGAUCUGCAAGACUCCAGUAAUGCUACUGUGACUGUGGAUGCAGCAGCUGUGGGGACCUCAAGUUCUGCAAGAAGUGCCGGAUCUCUGAUAGGGCUGAGUCUUAAGGGGAAACCUCCAGAUGUCUCCACUGAAGCAUUUUUAGCAAAUUUAUCUGCUCAGUCACAAAAUAAAGAAACUGAAGAAAGUAAAGAAAGUGACCCAAAGAGGCAGUUACCUGACAAGGAUAACGUUGCACAGGAAGUUAGAAGGACUGCAAAUGCCAGCUUUUCUUCUUCCUCAUCAAAUGCAGGGAAAAAACCCAACGAGAACAAUGUUAAUGCAGGCUCUGCUGAAGGUACUGCUGCUAAUACCUGUAAAUCACCACCAUUUAUUAAUCUUAAAAGAGACCCGCGACAGGCAGCUGGACGAAGCCAGCAGACUAAUGCUUCGGAAAACAAGGAAGGAGACAUUAGCAGAAAUGAAGACCGACAGAACGCUUCAGGAAAUGAUCAAAUGGAAGCAGAGAAUAAGCAGUCUUCUGAAGCGGGCUUAAACCUCUAUCAAAGUGAUGCGCAAACCAACGAGACGCAGUACAGUUCAACUGCAGCAAAAGCAGAUAAUGCAGGUGCAUCACAGGCAGAAGAUACGAAACGCUCACAGGACGAUGCACUGAUGCAAAGCAUUGAAACAGUGAACUCAUUUAGAAGAGGACCAGCGGCAGCUUCAUCUCAUUUUGAAACGGAAAACUCUUCUCGUUCUGAAUUUAUUUCCAAAGUCCCAAGCCCUAUUACAGGUGGCAGCUUCUCAUCUGUUAGACCUCCACAGCAAAAUUUUCAGCAUCCUAAACCUAAUCCACCUGGAUUUCAGUUUCAGGCUCCUGCACCUCAUAACUUCCCCCCGCAAAACAACCCUAUGUUUGGAUUUCCACCUCAUUUACCACCUCCACUACUUCCUCCUCCAGGCUUUGGCUUUCCUCAAAAUCCGAUGAUGCCAUGGCCACCAGUAGCUCAUUUAUCAGGUCAGCCGCCCCACUAUGCCGGACCCAUUGCACAAGGGCUACCAGUGGCUCACAAACAAUCCAGAUUUUUGGGGCCAGAGAAUUUUUUUCAGAGUAAAGACAGUAGGAGACCAGAAAGACGCCACAGCGAUCCUUGGGGCAGACAAGAACAGCAUUUGGAGAGAGGGUUCAGUAGGGGCAAAAAUGAUCAACAUAGACAAAGAUUUUACAGUGAAUCCCAUCACCAAAAGAAAGACAGACAUGAAAAAGAGUGGAACAACGAAAAAUACUGGGAGCAAGAUUCUGAAAGAAAUAGACGCAGAGACAGAAACCAGGAAAAAGAAAGAGAGAGGAAGAGUAGAGAGGAAGGACAGAGAGACAAAGAAAGAUUGCGAUCUCCACACAGUGAUAGGGCUGCUGAUGGAAAAAGCCCCAGAGAGACUAGAAAUCCAGAAAAAAAGACGGAGAAGCCUAAAAGUGAAGAACAGGCUCAUGAAAAAGAUAAGGAGAGGGAGAAAAGCAAAGAGAAGCAUAGAGAACGAGAAAGUGAAAAGAACAGAGACAGACACAGGGACCACAGUGACAGAACUAAAAGCAAACGGUAAAAAGAUGCAGGCAGUCUUUUAAAAUCCUAUUUAAAUAAACUGUUAGAGUAAUGUCAUAAAACUUUGUAUUAAAAAAAAAAGCAACCAAGCCUGCUAGGAUUGUGCCAUCUUUUUUAUUCAGUGUUGGUGUUUUGCAGAAACAAGUCUGUGUUUUGGUACCGCUCGAUGUACCAAUACUCAUCCUUUUUUUCAUUAUACCAACUAUCGCUAGAAGUAGGAGUUUAAUAUUUUUUAAAAUUUUACAUUGCUGUAUAUUCAAAAUUUUAAAGAUUUCUUUUAUUAAUAUGCAAUAAAGGCUUAGAAAUUUUCUUAGCUGAUGAAGUUGGCUUUAGUCAAGUCUGCAAUAUAGUUGCUGCCUUUGGUAAUUUGUGCUCUCUUCUGUUUUAAGAUGCCCUGAUAAUUUUAAAGGUGAAUUUCAUACAAUAACCUUCUUUUUAAAUUGCACUGUUUUUAAAGACUGUAGCAAAGCCUCAGAAUCCACACACGUUACAACAAAAUAGAAUAUGCUCAGUGGUGUGAAGAGUUUUGGUUUUUUUUAAAUUAUUCAGUAAUAAUUCAGUAAAAUAAUUCGAGUGUAUUUCAUUAGUUCUUCAAGUAUUUCCGAAGCAUCUGAAGCAGUUUGUGACCAGAAAUUGGAAGGCUGAGCUGCUCGAACGUUAUUGCUUUAAACUGCACUUGUUUUAAUAAGAAAGCAUUUUUAACCUAAAUUCUUGAAAAUAUGAUUUGUAGUAGUAAAUUCAUUUCUCCCGCCAUUUUCCAUGCUUCAAAAACUUGAAUACCUAAGCUUGUACAUUACUUUGUGUUUUGCUAUCCUUUUUACUGUAAAAUGUAAAUAUUUUAAGGGAUAUUUUGAUUCUAAAAUGAUAAAACUUUCUCACAUA